GGUGGGGUUGGUCUGGGCCUCAGCUGUGCCUUUAAGCAGCUCUGGAGCUCUGCCUGGGAUCCUGGAAGAAUCACAAGUCCACCCAUUUGGAAAGGAAACAGUUAAAGUAGAAAAGUUUGCCAGGAAAUUGAAUAAACUAAAAGCAGUGCUUAGGUCUCCUGAUGACGAGCUCGGUGGAGCCCACGGCUAGAGCCAGUGAACAGAGCUGCUGUGUCUGCAGGCUGCUGCUUCCCUCCCACUCCAUUUACAGCUCUGCUAAACAAAAAAGGGAUUGGGCUUGGGACCACAAGCUGGGAGCCAGUGGAGCUCGGUCUGCCAGCAGCACUGCUGGUCCCACUUUUCUAUGUGCCUUUCUGAAUCUCUCUGUCCUCAAGAUGUCUCACCACAUGAACAGCUCCAUGCUGCCAACCUCACAUCCUCCUGAGCAUCACCACGCCACCACAGCCUCGGGACAUGGUCAUGGAUCUGACAUGAUGAUGAUGGCCAUGACUUUCCACUUCAGCUGUGAGAAUGUGCCAUUGCUGUUCUCUGGACUUACAAUCAAUUCUCCUGGAGAAAUGGCUGGUGCUUUUGUGGCUGUCUUCUUCCUGGCCAUGUUUUAUGAAGGCCUUAAGAUUGCUCGGGAGUGUCUGCUCCGUAAAUCCCAAGUCAGCAUCCGCUAUAACUCCAUGCCAGUGCCCGGCCCCAAUGGCACCAUCCUGAUGGAGACACACAAAACCGUGGGCCAGCAGAUGCUGAGCUUGCCGCACCUGCUGCAGACUGUGCUGCACAUCAUCCAGGUGGUGGUCAGCUACUUCCUCAUGUUGAUCUUCAUGACCUACAACGGGUACCUGUGCAUCGCCGUGGCCGCGGGAGCGGGCACCGGAUACUUCUUCUUCAGCUGGAAAAAGGCGGUGGUGGUGGAUAUCACAGAGCACUGCCAUUAACGCUGGGUGUGCCCGCACGCCUCUCCACCCCACUGCUCCCUGCAAGCGCAGCCACCUGAGGACUGGAGCAUUCCUAAGCUGCCAAGAGAAUCAUGAUAAAAAAAAAAUCAACUGGAGUUCACCACGGGUUCCUGGAGGGAUACAGGGAUGUGAGGAGCUGGGACGUGCUGCUCCCCUUGACUCUUGAGAGUCCGUGGCAGCCAUUCUUGGCCAGGAUUUGCUUUAUUCUUAGAUUAUGCUGUGAUUGAAAUUAGUUGGCUGACAGAACAGUAGAAAUUACUAUUUUAAAAAGAAAACCAUUUUAUUUUUAAAUUGUAAACGCUCAUCAGUGAGGGUCUAAUGAACAGUAGGAAAAGAUGAAAGUUGCCAAUAAUGUGUGAAUGGCUGUUUUAAUUUUGAUUUUUUUUCAAUGUGUACAUAAUGCCAGGGGAGGAGAUUGCCCUGGCAUUAUGGCUUUUGGGGCCAAUGACACCUUUUGCUGUAGGACUCAGCCUCUGAGAAAGAUUUGGUGCUGCACAUCAGACACGCUCAGGUGUGUCCUGGCAAGGGAGGACUUCGACCCAAGGAUGUGACUUGUGUGCUUCAGGGGUUGGAUGAACCUGCCCUUCAAGCCCACUAGAGGAUGAUGAGUGUUGUUAAUCUGAUGUAUCCAGCAGCUUUACUCAGCCUCCAGGGAGAACACUUGACUUUGGCUGCUUUCCCUUCCCAAUUAUGGAACAGAUGCAGGAUGAUAGUUCUGUAUUUACAGGGCAAAAAGAUUCCAAAUAAACCAUUGAACCCACAGGUACUUCAUGUGGAACUGCACCUGGAUAGAACUAAAGCUAAGUUUUGGGUUACUAGAACUCUAAAUGAGGCAAGAGAUAAAUAAUGUUUAAUUACACUAAAGUUAAAAUGGCUGGAGGAUAUUCCUGGAUGGAGGUGAAAAAGGAAAACUAACUACGUUUCUGUAAAGGAGAGAUUUGGGGAAGAGGAGAAGGGAAAUACAGGACUACAGCUGUCUUCAGUGUCUUCUCAGGUGAAAUUUGGAGCAGUGUGGGCUAAUCAAAAAGUAUUCCUGACCCAGAUGACUCCUCUUUGUCUUGAUAAUCACAGUGUGCCCAUGCUGGAGGUGCAGGUUCUCAGUGCUGUGGUGCAGUGAAGAACUCAGUCAGUGCUGUGGGCUCUGCCCCAUGCCCAGGCAGGACAGGCUGUGAGGGGGCAGAACACCCUCCUGCCUGCCUUGUGCCAGGCCAGGCCUGGGGAGCAGCUCUGGUUUAGCACCUGGAUGUUAAAAAAGUUGUGCAGAGUGGUACAAAGCAGUUUGUGCCUCUAAUUGGCUGGAAGAGAGGACAGUGGGAAUUUGAGAACAGGCACCACUUUCAGACUGGGACUGGUGUCUGGGACAUGCCAUGAGAACAGGGAAUCCUGCUGGGAUAAAGCCUGUGGGCACACACAGGAAGGUUUGUUUUCCUUUUUCCCUGAAGAUGCUGCUGGUGACUGCUGGCAGCAGCUGUGUGAGGAAAGCUGAGCUUUGGAUUGAGAGUUUUUAGCCCCUGAGCCUUAGGGGGUGAGGCCACCCCUGUGUACCUGGGUGCUCCAUGGUGCUGGUGCUGCUGUUCCUGCACAGAGCCCACCCUCCCAGUCUCUUUAAGGAAAUCCAGUGCUGCUGCUACCAGGGCUUGAAUUGCACCUCCUAAAGUCAGCCCUCCUGGGCUGGUGCCAGCUGUUUAUUUGGACAUCUUGUUUUCUCUGGACACUGCAACUAGAGAAUAAAAGGAGCUGAGUUAAAAGCAGACUUAGGUUCCUAAAUAGCUGCUUUCUGUAGGAAAUUCACAUCUGGGUGAAAGAGGCAAAGUUAUUUUCAUGGAAAAGUUCUAGCCACCUCCUGCUGAGAGACAGGAAAAGUGCUUCCUUCCCCAGUCUGAUCUUUGAAGGGAGUUCUGUCUUACAGAACCUAUGGGUGCUCUCUCUCCACCUGUCACAAAGGUGAAACUCUCCUGUGCCCUCCAGGCAGUCAUGGGAGGGGAAACCUGACCCUCCCCAUCCCUGGAGAGCUGGGAGGAAUGUUAGUGUUGACAGAGAAAAUGGACAAUCCCUUCCCACUCCUGCUGGAACUGAGAGGAAAUCUGGGUGUUCAUCAGAGAAAACUGGAGCUGUUAAAAGCUGGAGCUGGUGGUUGAGUUGUGGGAGGUUUGCACUGCAGGGCUUGACCCCUGAAGGAGCUCAGGGUGACAUUGCCACUGCUGCCAUCGGUUUUUCUGGAUGGGGCUGGAAUUGUUGCCAUCACAGUGACAGGGUGGAGUGAGAAGUGGCAGUGUGGUGACGCUGGUCACCUCCUAUACCUCGUGCUGUGUCUUUAUUUGAAACAGGAGCUGCUUGGCCUGAUCGUGCUGUCACCUUUUAGCCACUUUCCUGUGUAUCCAAGUGACCAGACUUGAAUUCUCUGAGGGCUGACUUGGAGAUCAGGCUGUGGCUCAUGCAGUGUCAGUUUGGUUCUUGUUAAGCUUUUCUGCCUCGUUCUGCUUGUACCACCUGUACCCCUGGAAUUGUUUCCUCCCAGGAUGAGCUUCUAAGGCUCGUCUCCUGCCCAUGCUGUCCCCAGAGAGGGCACACAGCUUUCUCCAGCAUGCACAGGGAGGGGACACUGCCCUGGCAGGGCUCACCUGGGCAGGAGUCUCAGGUGCCCCAGCUGCUCCCACGGCCUGCACAAGGGGUGGUUUGGGCCCUCUGGGCUGCCUGGGGAGGGUGAGAAGGGAAGUGGCUGAGGAGAGCAGGGUGAGGCUGUGUCCCCUGUGCUCCUGAGCUCACUGCUGGGGAAGGGCCGUGUCCAGGCCGCUCCCUCCUGCCAUGGCUGUGCUUUCCUCCGUUCAGUGUGACAAUCCAGAGAAGCCAUCGACCUCCCCGUGUCCCAGCCUCCCCCUUGCCGCCAGAUGCCACCACGGUGUUCCCAGCCCGGGUUGCUGCGUGCUGUGACAGAGCCUGAGCAAAACCUGAGCUCCCUCUGGACGGGAUCGGCAGCUCUGGGGCAGCCCCAGCCCCUCUGCAGAGUUGAAAGUUGUCCUGGAAACACGGGGAGGGGAGGGCUGGAAUGAUGACAAGGCCUGGGUCCAUUGAACUCCUGUGUGGGCACACAUGCAGCAGGCCUGGGUGUGCUGCCCUGCUCGGGGGUGACAUCCUGUGCCUGUCUCUGUGCCCUGAUGUUCGCUCUGCACGCGCUGUGCUUCUGGAUCACCAUCGAGGAGGGAGCUCAGAGCAUCCAGGCCCUGCCCCUCAGUGGGCUUUUGUUGCUUUUCUUUGAGUGCCUUUUGAGUUUGUCUGGAGCCAGUCCCACCCAAUCCAGCAGGAUUUCUAGUUUUGUUUACAGUGGACUGUCAAGUUUUGUUUUUACUCUUGCUCUUUGUGGCGGUAACUUGUCUGAUGUUACUGUGAAUAUCAAGAAUCUCCUGUACAUAAUUAACCAAUAAAAUAGAUUGCAUUUUA
Molecule: messenger RNA, 4385 nt
Organism: Hirundo rustica (Barn swallow)
Lineage: Eukaryota; Metazoa; Chordata; Aves; Passeriformes; Hirundinidae
Gene: SLC31A1
Product: solute carrier family 31 member 1
Exons: 5
Coding region: 162-926 (254 amino acids)
Biological process (GO): copper ion transmembrane transport
Cellular component (GO): membrane
Molecular function (GO): copper ion transmembrane transporter activity
Source: RefSeq, a predicted model, not a curated record